Pieris rapae (cabbage white) is the source of this 2418-nucleotide messenger RNA. It is a transcript of the gene Mcad, whose product is annotated as probable medium-chain specific acyl-CoA dehydrogenase, mitochondrial. The record is from RefSeq and is a predicted model, not a curated record. NCBI's taxonomy places the organism in Eukaryota, Metazoa, Arthropoda, Insecta, Lepidoptera, Pieridae. The transcript has 10 exons. Gene Ontology annotation, cellular component: mitochondrion. Bases 189 to 1463 code for a protein of 424 amino acids. Gene Ontology annotation, molecular function: flavin adenine dinucleotide binding; medium-chain fatty acyl-CoA dehydrogenase activity. Gene Ontology annotation, biological process: medium-chain fatty acid catabolic process; fatty acid beta-oxidation.
UAGAAGUUGGCAUCACUGGCUAGUGGCUACAAAAGCCUGUUGCAAUCGACCAUUUUUGGGAUUUGAUAUUUCGCAAUUCUUAUUAUAAAUCGAAAGUUUAUUAAUAUCGGACGUGGCCACUGUAUUGUAUUGUAUCAAUCCCAUACAGCUAUUAAUAAGAAAAAAGGAAUUAUCUCAGGUCGACCAUUAUGAAUCCUCUAAGCCAAAUUGUGCGUGCUGCCAGGCCAAUCUACCGCACUUUCUCCACAUCUGUAUCAAGUGCAUCUCAAGCCAAAGAAAUCCCAACUACUGGCUUGUGCUUUGAACUCUCUGAUGAACAAAAAGCACUUCAAGAAUUGGCAAGGAAGUUUACUCGCGAAGAAAUUACGCCAGUAGCAGCUCAAUAUGACAAGUCUGGGGAGUACCCAUGGCCCAUUGUCAAGAAGGCCUGGGAGCUCGGGCUUAUGAAUGGACAUAUUCCUGAACACUGUGGGGGUGUAGGCAAUUUGGGAGUGUUCGAAGAAUGUCUCAUCGGUGAAGAGUUUUCCUUCGGUUGUUCCGGCAUCGGAACGGCUGUUGGUGGAACAAAUUUGGGACAAACUCCGGUAAUUAUUGCCGGAAAUAAAGAACAGCAAAAAAAGUAUUUGGGUAGACUGGUCGACGAACCUCUUGUUGCCGCUUACUGUGUGACGGAACCUGGUGCCGGGUCUGAUGUGGCUGGAGUAAAGACUAAAGCGGUGAAGAAAGGUGACGAAUGGAUUAUCAAUGGUCAGAAAAUGUGGAUCACCAAUGGUGGUGUCGCCAACUGGUACUUUGUGCUGGCGAGAACAAACCCGGACCCCAAAUGCCCAGCUAGUAAGGCAUUUACUGGCUUUAUUGUGGAGAGAGAUUGGCCCGGCGUUAACCCUGGACGCAAGGAAAUGAACAUGGGACAACGCGCGUCUGAUACGCGCGGCAUCUCAUUCGAAGAUGUUCGCGUGCCCAAAGAGAAUGUUCUUCUCGGUGAAGGUGAUGGCUUCAAGAUCGCUAUGGGGGCCUUUGACAAGACUCGUCCACCUGUCGCUUCUGGCGCCACCGGUCUCGCGGCACGAGCUUUGUAUGAAGCGACAAAAUAUGCGUUGGAACGCAAAACAUUCGGUGUACCAAUCGCUACUCACCAGGCAGUGGCCUUUAUGCUCGCUGAUAUGGCGAUUGGUGUUGAGAGUGCCAGACUUGCCUGGCAAAAGGCAGCCUGGAUGGUUGAUCACGGACAAAGAAACACAUUGAUGGCUUCAGUGGCGAAGUGCCACGCUUCAGAAAUCGCUAACAAAGCUGCCACAGAUGCGGUUCAGAUAUUCGGCGGAAAUGGAUUCAAUACUGAAUAUCCCGUUGAGAAAUUAAUGCGUGACGCCAAAAUCUACCAAAUAUACGAAGGUACAUCACAAAUUCAAAGACUUAUCAUCUCAAGGGAGAUAUUGACAGCUGCUAAGCAGUCUAAUGCAUAAAAUCAGAUUUUUCUAAAGGGAUAAUUGGUUAAUUAAUUUACAAUUGGUUAUUAUGUGAAACAAUAUAAAUUUAGUCGCUUUUGACAUUAAUUGUCACAAAAACUUCAAGCCCAAAAUCACAGAUUAUUGCUUAGUUUUUCUAAAAUUGCAGAUAUUUGUUUAAGUUUAAAUAUGUAUUAUAAUUUAAUGAAAACUACAUCAUAGAGGCCGUUCAAGUAUUUACGUAACGAUUACGUCAUCAGUAAUUAUUUACUUUUUUUUAACCACACAUUGUCUAUGUUUGAAGUCGAAGUGCAUUUUCGAGGAUUCCUACAAAAUAUUAAUGUGUUUAUGUACUAUAUAUUAUUUUUGGAACUUUACUUUUAUUGUAAGUAAUUCUGCUUACGGAAUAUUUGAACGGCCCCAUAAUGGUGUAAAGGGCUCAAUAUAUUAUUAUUUUUUUCUGUUUGCGUAUUUUGACAUGUAAUGUAUGUAUAUUGUUGAAACUUCAAAAUAACAAAAACCUUGUCAAACUUCAGACCCUCGUAUAACAUAGAUAUUCAUUUAUGUAAAAUUUAUCAUGAUUUAUAUUUAUGAUUUAUACUUAUUACAUAUUUCGUUCGAAAUAUAGUUUUCUCUUAGAAUUUUUUUAUUAUUCAUUGCUAUUUAACGUGUUAUGUGAAGUCAUACAAGCGCUUCAUGCGAGCCAAGUACAACGCGUUUCCUAUAACGCGGAAUCAAUCUACCGUGUUAUAGGAGGGAUAAGUUUUAUAUGGUUUUUGUUAUAAGCGGAAGUGCGAUUUCUCUGUUAUGACCUUGCUUAUAUAUUUCUUUAUUUUUAUAAAUUUUUGAUUGUAUUAAUUAUUUGUUGGUAGUUUGUAAGUGAAAGUCAUCACGUAUUUUUGUAUAGCUUUUCAGAGUACAUGAAAAUGUUAUAUUUUACAUGUUCUUGUAUUUAAAUAAAAUCAAACCCCCU